CUGCGGUUAAUUGCUCCUGAUGCUGUUGUCCUUACCAGCAUUGAAAAAAAGUGACACAGACACAGCGUCUGAGUGUGACAAGGUGGAGGAUCCCCCAGAGCCGCCAGAGCCACCCACUGCUGCGCACGACCCCGCCCUUGAGCAGCAGAGAACAGCAGCAGACCUAAAGGAAUCAUGUAAGAAGGCCUUUCAAAAGAGCAGAAGAAACAUCCAUACUGAACAAUGUGGUCCCUCAAUGGCAAAUGAAACACUGAAAAAAAAGGAGGACAAAGUCUUGGUGCCCAAAUCAAGUUUCAAAGAUAUCAUUACUGGUAAAAACAUAAACUAUCAAGACUUGAAAAUGCAACACAGCGUACUCUACCAGGCCUACACCAAACUGUUAGCGGAGGCUCAACAACUACGCACUGACAACGAGAAACUGCGCAACUCCCUCCAAAGUGAUUUCUCCAAACUCUCCUACCGCUUUUUAAAAUGGGACGCCAAACAGAUCAGAUUUCUCACCGGACUCCCCUCGGUUGCAUUUGACUGGCUUCUUUCACGCAUCGAAUACAACGUCAUCAGAGUUCAUCCCGAGUUCAAAGCGGAAGACCACCUUUUGAUCGUCCUGAUGAAAUUAAAAAUGGGGCUUUGCGACGACGAUUUGGGCUAUCGAUUCCGAAUGAGCGGAGAAAUCAUCACGGCAAUCUGUCAAACGUGGAUUCCCACCCUGGCCGUCCUGCUCAGUCCGCUCAUCGAAUGGCAAAGUGACGACGUGAUCCACAAAAGCAAGCCAGACAUAUUCAAGACGAAAUUCAGGAAAUGUUGCUGCUUUUUAGACUGCGUGGAAUUCGCAGUAGCUACACCCAAAGGCGCCACAAAACACGUCAAGUAUUUCGUAAGCACCACUCCGGCUGGGGCCAUUUCGUUCCUGGCACCGGGGUUCAACAGGAGUGUUUCAGAACAGCAGGCCUUAAAGAUGUCAGGGUUCUUCGAAUUGUUUAAAACUCCCAGUCAGAUUUUGGCCAGCAGGACUUUUGCGAUCAAAGAAGAGCUCGCUAAAAUCAGAGUGACCUUACAUACUCCAGCCAGGGGAUUCACAGCGGACUCGGCAGUGUGGAGCCAUGUGAAUGUAGUGCUUGGUUGGUGGAAGGACUUCGGAAUAUUUCAGACGGCUGUACCGGCGUCAUACGAGGAGAUGAUGAAUGACGUGGUGAUGGCCUGUGCCGCUCUCACAAACUUGAAAAUGAGUCUAGUUCCAAACGUCGUCAAAAAUCAGAAACGAAAAAGAAAAAGAAAAGAUGCUGUGUGAGUUUUGAUUUUGUUCGUUUGUUUAUUUGUUGAGGUCUGUCUGAUUCGUUUAAAGUUACAGUAUGUGACGUUCUGGACAUGAAACAGUGGAAGGAGAAAGUUAAAACCAUAUUUAGAUUACUUUCCGUGGAGUUAGAGAAGUUGUGCAAUAUUAUAGCCAAAGGAACAACAUUUCUGUGGAAACUUGCAUUUCCAGACCAAAUAAGUCAAGUUUGUGGAGAUGAGAGCCUGCUCAGAGUAAUUACCAAUGUUUUUUAUGUGUUUCAGUGCAAUAAAAACAACCAAAAUGAAAAAAAAAAAAACUUACACAAGCAAUUUAGUGUAAGUUUCAUCUUGUACUGUUGGAGUACUCUUAAGCUUGUGCACCUGCAUCUAGGAUAGUAUUUUGCUUAAACCAGGCAUGUCCAAACUAUGUCCCGUGGGCCAAAUGCGGCCCUCAGACAAUUUUUUCUUGACCCUCAGGCUUCCAGGUGAACUGGCCCAUGCCUGCCUUAUAUCAAUUAAAAAUUAACUUUUUACUGCAAGUUUUUUGAAAAUCUACCCUGAUAAAGUUAAUAUUUAGUGUGUGGUUUUAAGGAUCUUAGCUUGAAUAAAGACUGCUGGCUCAUUCUAACAUGUUAAACAUGCACAUAUUUCAAUUAUUCACUGUAAUGAGCUCCAGUCAACGGCCCUCGAUCAGCCCUCUGCUUCGUCUGUGUUUAGAGAUGUGGCUCUUGAUGAAAAAAGCUUGGACACCCCUGGCUUAAGGUAAAGAAAACUUUAAAGCAAAGGGGUAUACUAGUUUAGUAUAUAAUGUCAUGUUUUGUUUACAGUUUGUUUAUUAAAUGCCAUUCACUGCAUACAUUGAAUAAGAUCAUAUUUAUAUUUCCGUCGUGUGUAUUUUAAUGGAUGAGUUCACCUGUUACUUCUGAUCUACGCUGGUAUUAAUUUGUUUAGUGAGUUUUGUUUUAACAGUGCCUCAUAAGCCUCGAGUAAAAUAAAGAUUUUAUAAUGAUUAGUGUUUGAUUUAAAAAAAACAACAAAUGAAAAUAAUUGUUUUGUUGGAAAUGUUUUGGUUAUUACAGGAAAGACCCAGCAGAUGGCAGCAUGGUCAAGUAUUUGAGCACUGCCAACGCCACAGAGUUUCUUAAAGGUGCACUAUGUAACUUUUCCUUUGGCGUCCACUGGUUAUUGCUUUGCCUGGAAUUUCUACAAUACAGCAUUAAACUUGCCUCCUCCUAAUCUAUCUCCACGGAAAUAGAUUUGAAGAAGAUAGAUUAGAGCUGCUGCUUUUUGUGAUUUUUGUUCUGAAAAAAAGAACAAAGGUGCUGAGCUGCAAGCAGAAGAU
Molecule: messenger RNA, 2614 nt
Organism: Boleophthalmus pectinirostris (great blue-spotted mudskipper)
Lineage: Eukaryota; Metazoa; Chordata; Actinopteri; Gobiiformes; Gobiidae
Exons: 4
Coding region: 20-1288 (422 amino acids)
Source: RefSeq, a predicted model, not a curated record